AUGGCGGCAACCAAGAGGAAACGGCGUGGGGACCAGGCAGGCCCGGCGAAAAAGCCGAAAAGAAACGAAAAAGAUGCAGGAAAGACAGCUAAGUCUCCCGUCGUGGUACAAGAAGAGGAGGAAGACAGAGAUCGUAUACCAGGCCCCGUCUGCAAGGGCAAGUGGAAAAAUAAGGAACGGAUUCUCAUCUUUUCUUCCAGAGGAAUAAAUUUCAGAACAAGACAUUUAAUGCAGGAUUUGAGAAUGCUGAUGCCUCAUUCUAAAGCAGAUACCAAAAUGGAUCGUAAAGAUAAAUUAUUUGUGAUUAAUGAGGUCUGUGAGAUGAAAAACUGCAAUAAAUGCAUCUAUUUUGAAGCUAAGAAAAAACAGGAUCUCUAUAUGUGGCUUUCAAAUUCACCUCAUGGACCAUCUGCCAAAUUCCUUGUUCAAAAUAUUCAUACCCUAGCUGAACUAAAGAUGACUGGAAACUGUUUGAAAGGUUCUCGGCCCCUUUUGUCUUUUGACCCUGCUUUUGAUGAAUUGCCACAUUAUGCUUUGCUGAAAGAACUAUUAAUUCAGAUUUUUAGUACACCACGGUAUCACCCCAAAAGCCAGCCAUUUGUGGAUCAUGUGUUUACUUUCACCAUUUUGGAUAAUAGGAUAUGGUUUCGGAACUUUCAGAUAAUAGAAGAAGAUGCUGCUCUUGUAGAAAUAGGACCUCGUUUCGUUUUAAAUCUUAUAAAGAUUUUCCAGGGAAGUUUUGGUGGACCAACUUUAUAUGAAAAUCCUCACUACCAGUCACCAAACAUGCAUCGGCGUGUCAUAAGAUCCAUCACAGCUGCAAAAUACAAAGAGAAACAACAAGUGAAGGAUGUUCAGAAACUGAGAAAGAAAUUGCCAAAGACUGUUCUUCCACAUGAUCCCACUGAAGAUGUUUUUGUUGUACCAGCUGAGGAAAAACCAAUAGAAAUACAAUGGGUAAAACCAGAGCCAAAAGUAGAUUUGAAAGCAAGGAAGAAAAGGAUUUACAAAAGGCAAAGGAAAAUGAAACAGAAGAUGAGCAGUGGAAAUGCAAAAUGAAUCAAUGGAUAACUCAUUUGUUUUUCAGUUAUUGUAUAUUUUGUAUUCUGUGUAUAAAUAAGUUUUAUUAGCUAGGGUUAUCUUAAUGUCAAAUUAGUGUGUCAUUAAAAAGUAAAAUCUUAACAAUCAGUGAUGUUUAUCUUUUCUAAAUAAAAUAUUUCCAGAACUCAUCAGUUAAUUUUUGUUUUUGUUUCAGAACUCAUAUAUAUAACUAAAAAUUGAGUAUACUUGAGGUUUAGGCCUGCUGUCUUGGAUUAGAAUUUUUGAUGUAGUAAAGUUGAAAUACAAACAUAUUGGGUCCUUUUUACUUAAAAAGGCAUUUGGCAUUUUUGAGGACAUAGUUUGUGGAUGGUAAAGUAGGGAUAGAGUGAUAGGAAGGAACAUCUUAGUGAGAGGUUUGACUUUGGGAGCCACCAAUUAAUGAAGACUCAGAAAAGCCAUACUCUAAUCUCAUCCCAAGAGAGAGUACAUUAAAAUGCUUAGGUUUUGAGAAUCAAGUG
Molecule: messenger RNA, 1559 nt
Organism: Castor canadensis (American beaver)
Lineage: Eukaryota; Metazoa; Chordata; Mammalia; Rodentia; Castoridae
Gene: Brix1
Product: biogenesis of ribosomes BRX1
Biological process (GO): rRNA processing; ribosomal large subunit assembly
Cellular component (GO): nucleolus
Molecular function (GO): rRNA binding
Source: RefSeq, a predicted model, not a curated record